Pogonomyrmex barbatus (red harvester ant) is the source of this 2553-nucleotide messenger RNA. RefSeq names its product potassium/sodium hyperpolarization-activated cyclic nucleotide-gated channel 1-like. The record is from RefSeq and is a predicted model, not a curated record. NCBI's taxonomy places the organism in Eukaryota, Metazoa, Arthropoda, Insecta, Hymenoptera, Formicidae.
UUGUACUAUUAACCUUUGUCACAACUGUCAAAACGAUCUCGACGAUGAUAGCGGCUUACGAAGUGAGCGUAAUGAGAAAACCAAUCGACAUCACGGAAAAAUGACAAUGACGAAUAAUUUCAAUAGAUUCGAGUAUCGAUUUAAUAUGCCUUUUUAAAAAGUGUGGAUGUGUCAGUAAGGAUAAAGACUUUUUUAUCCGGUUUUAUUCUUUUUUAUGCCGUUAAAUUAUGAACGAGCAUACAUGUGAAUUGUUCUGGAAAGAUGGGAACAAGUUAGAUUUUACGGUUACGAAACCAUUAACUUUCAAAAAUAUAUGGACAACUUGGUGUGGUAUCAAUAAAUAUACUCCAAAAUGCAGUCUUCACAUGGACAGCAUAGCUAUGAUGACUACCCACAAAAUAAGACAUGUUGAAUGCAAAUAUUGGUGGAUAAUACAUCCAUUUAGUUAUGCCAGGUAUUAAGUACAUUUUUAUAAAAGGAGUUAUUUAAGAAAGUCAACAUUUCAAGUAAAUAAUAUCUUUACUUCUUGAAAGACAGCACAAAUAAAUAUUGUUGUCUCUCUGAAAAAAUAAAAUAAAUAUUCACAGAUUCAUGUGGGAUACUUUGAUGAUGGUAAUUUACAUGAUCGCUUUCUUUACGAUUCCUUUUAUGAUUUGUUUUGUUAUAAUGGACUACGAAAUAAUUCGUCUAGAUAGAGUGAAUAUUCCAAUUUACGCGAUCUGUUGGUUAGAUAUAGUACUCAAUUGUAUUACGGGAUAUUAUGACAAGAAAACCAUGUCUUUUGAGUUGAAACCUAUAAAGAUAUUUAUGUUUUAUCUAAAAAGAUUUCUCGUGCCAGAUGUGCUAUCGUCUUUUCCAUAUGAUCACAUGACAUUACGAUGGCGACGAUUACCGGGGAAUAAUCCUAGUUAUAUCGUGACUUUAAUUAAUAUCAUGCCUCUUAUAAAAUUGAUACGCUAUUCUACUUUUAACUCACACAUUUAUUAUUUAUUCACGGUAAUCUUUCUUCAUAUCUUCUAUAAAAGAAAAUAUAAUGUAAAACAUUUUUAUUUUGAAUUAUGUACCAUUUUAAUGCUAGGAAUAUACUUAGUCUUUUGGUUUUCUUGCUUGUGUUAUUUAAUGCCAAUUUUAUUGAUGAAUUUUGCCAACAUUUCACCGAUGGAGUGUAAGGAUUGUUGGAUGAUGAAAUUUAAAGACAGCAGUCUUAGAUUUAAAUUCAAAAACGCCGUACUUACUGUAUUGGAAAAUAUAUUAGCAUGUGGCUACGGCCAAUUCAUACCCAAGACAGAUGGCCUCAUAAUUUUUAAUAGCAUUCUUAUGAUUAUCGGCAGAUUUAUCGUAUGCUAUAUAUUGAUUAUGUUUCUUCGUAUUAAAGCUGAAAGGAAAGCAUCCGAAUCAAAAUUUCAGGAGUUAAUAGAUCAAGUGAAAGCGUAUACGAGACAAAAGCAAUUAUUGCCGCAUAUGAAAAAACGUCUCUUGGCUUAUUAUCACUAUCGCUUCAAAACUACUUAUUUUCGCGAAAAACGGAUUUUAUCAGAUUUAACAGAACCGCUACGUGAAGAGAUUGCGCUUCAGUCCUUUCGACGAUUAAUCGAGAAUGUAAUAAUCUUUAAGAAUUUACCAAGAAAUAUUCUGCAGUCGAUAAUAAAGAACUUAAAAUUUGAACUAUAUUUGCCAAAUGACAUAAUCAUUAAAGCUGGUAGUCACGGUGACUGCAUGUUCUUUCUAUCUUCCGGAACUGUUGCGGUUUUGACGCCUACUGGAAAGGAAAUAUGUCAUUUGAACGAUGGUGCCCAUUUCGGCGAGAUCGCGCUUUUAGUAGCGGAUCAACGAAGAGUAGCCAGUGUCGUCGCGAUCGAAGUCUGCGAGGUAUAUCGGUUAGAUCGUAAAGAUUUUCGUCAAUGUAUAGACAUACACAGCGAAUUAUUCGCGGAGAUCGAACGCAUUGCCGCGGAACGCAUAGAAAGAACCAUGAGAAUCGAGGAGCAACAUAAGCGUUUUUUAAUGCAUCCGAAUCGCGUGCCGAAUCUACGCAAUGCGUCCAAAUCGGCAAAAACCUGAAACCCACUUUACAAUUAUACAUAUUGGCUCUUGUUUGUGUUGUCGGUUAUUGUCUUUCGUGUUGAUCAUUUAUCUCCGAGAAUUUAACACAACUCGACGAAUAUUUUCAAUUAGUUUUUAAUUAGUAAUUUUAUGGUAAUAUUAAACUAUAAUAGCAUCUAAAAUAUCUUAUUAUAUCCUUACCUUUAUCAACUCAAUCGGUAAUUAGAAACGGGAUUGAUUUCACAAAAUGGUAAUUGGUUUUUAUCAUCGCAAAACAACAAUCAUUUUGAUAGUAUAAUUAUAUAUUUAAGGAUCUUAUGCAUUAUUAUUGUCCAUAUCAUAAAAUCGUAGAUAGUAGCAUCCUCUCGUAUAUUUAUUACUAUUUUUAAAAUUAUAUAUAUACGUAUAUAAUCGUUAUCUAUAUUAAAAUUUUAUAUAUAUACGGCACUUAGAAUUACAAUUGUAUCCGUUAACACUUCAUGAUAGCGCUGUAUGAGCUCUAUACUUCUA